GAUGGAGGUCCUGUCUGGUCUGUCUGGUCUGCUGCACUAAAUAAACCCAAAUAAAGACUCCAGCUCAGAGUUUCUGUCGGACCUUCUUGUCUGCAGCACCGUCUCUCUCUCUGGGCUCACCUGGACCUGCAUUUACAUCCAUUGAUUUAUAUUAAUCAUCUCUAUUUUUUUUUAAUCUCAAACCUUGUUGGAGUGUGUCGUCUUUUAGGAGAAAAAGGCUUCCAGGGAUGGAGUCGAUGCCUGGACAGCAGCAUCGAGACCCGGGACGAGACGCCAGCUCCUCCUCCUCCUCACCCCCCAACACCAAGCAGGACGCACCGAGCUACUCUCUCAAACCCAACCAAGUGAGUGAGACGGCCCUGUACGGGGUGCCCAUCGUAUGUCUGGUCAUCGACGGUAAGGAGAGACUCUGCCUGGCGCAGAUAUCCAACACCCUGCUGAAGAACUACAGCUACAACGAGAUCCACAACCGGCGGGUGGCUCUGGGCAUCACCUGCGUGCAGUGCACCCCGGUGCAGCUGGAGCUGCUGCGGAGAGCCGGAGCCAUGCCCAUCUCCUCACGGCGCUGCGGCAUGAUCACCAAGCGGGAGGCCGAGCGGCUCUGCAAGUCCUUCCUCGGAGCUCACAGUCCGCCCAAACUACCGGAGAACUUCGCCUUUGACGUGACGCACGACUGCGCCUGGGGCUCCAGAGGCAGCUUCAUCCCGGCCCGGUACAACAGCUCCAGAGCCAAGUGCAUCAAGUGCACCUUCUGCAACAUGUACUUCUCUCCGAACAAGUUCAUCUUCCACUCGCACCGCACCACCGAGUCCAAGUACCUGCAGCCGGACGCGGCCAACUUCAACUCGUGGAGGCGCCACCUGAAGCUGACGGACAAGAAGCAGGCGGACGACGUGCACCACGCGUGGGAGGACGUGAAGGCCAUGUUCAACGGGGGCAGCAGGAAGAGGACUCUGCCCAUGGGGGGGUCGUCAAUGUCCUCCAUGAAGUCCUCCUCGUCCAGCCUGGCCCAGCAGACCAGCUCGGCUGAAAUCCCUCACAAAGCAUCCCGGUGCGAUGAGGAUCAGGUCAGUUUGGCCACCGGAGCCCGGUCCUACCCGGUGAUCCCGGUGCCCAGUAAGAGCUUCAGCCUGCUCCAGAAGAUCCCCCCUCCUCUGUUCCCCCAUCACCCCUACGGGUUCCCCCCAUACGGGCUGUGUCACAAGAAGAGCGACUCGGUGCCGGAUCAGAACAAGACCACCACCACGGUGUCCGGUGUGUUCUGGCCCGGUGGAGCCAAAGACCUGUACCCGGCCUUCCCCAUGUUCUGGCCUACAGCUGGAGGACUCUACCCGACCUCUCCACCAAAACCUCUACCGGAGCUGCCAGGAGUCCGGCAGGUGGACUUGGACUUACCGGAUCAAAGCGACACCCCCAAAGACUCGAACCAGCACCCUCUCCAUCCUCACCUCCAGGACUCCUCCAGCUCCCAGUCCUCCUCCACCAGGAACGACGAGGACAAGUCCGGAGACGAGGCUCCGCAGAGGAAGAUCAGCUACAUCUCGGCCUUCAGACCCGUCGUGAAGGACGUGGAGACCAUCCAGAAGCUCUACGGGAACCGGGACUACUCCAGUGCGCGUCCCGGUGGAUACCUGUCACCGGAUUUUAUCAGCGAGAGCUCGAGCUAUAGGUCCGUAUCACCGGACAGGGACAGCGUGGUGGACGAUGAGGAUGAUGAUGAUGACCUGGACGUGGAUGUGGAGUCCAACCGGGGACAGGAUGAGGAGGAGGAACCGAUCCAGAUCUCAUCACCGGGAGGGGACCACAGUGAGUCCUCCCCGGUGCCGGACCGGGUCUCCUCUGGUGCUGAGGAGAGUCAGGAGCAUCCUGCUGCCUCCAGCUCUCCUCCAGCAGCAGCAGCAUCACCGGAGGACUCCUCCGUCCACACCGGGUCUUCAGAUGAGGACAGACGGAUCCGUACUGUCUCCCCUCUUCCUCUUCCUCUUCCUCUUCACCAGGUGUACGCGCAUGAAAAGGACUCGAGCCACGUGCUGCUGAGCGAGCCGUCGUCGUUUGGCUCCAAACACUCGAGCAGAUCCAACGGUGUCCAUCACGUGUCUGAAAUACAGAACCAACGCAACGCGUCAUCCUACCACGAGCAGAAGGACAGACAAGCGGAUGGAGCUUUACGCAUCGACAUCAGCGUGCACGAGAGAGAUCUGGAGAGCAUGGCGAAAGAGGAGUUGCAGAAGCAGCUUGUGGAGCAAGUGGAGUUGAGGAAAAAGUUGGAGAGAGAAUUUCAGCAUUUAAAAGAUAAUUUUCAGGAUCAAAUGAAGCGUGAGCUGUCCUACAGAGAGGAAAUGGUCCAGCAGCUGCAGAUUGUUCGAGAAGCUCAUGACGCCCUUCACCAUUUCUCCUGCAAGAUGCUCACCCCUCGUCAGUGUACCGGAGCCUGCACCUUCAAACCGCCGCUGCUGCCUCCCUAGCGCCCGGCGCCACCACCCUGCACCUGACCCCAGCACAGCCAAAAAAAAAAAAACAACACAGCACACACAGGUCUGCUUGAAAAAGCUCUCAUGUGUUCACCUCCACCUGUAACCCAAGGAUUACCAACCUGCUGUAUAGAUACACCACUGAUUUUAGCACUUGAGUGAAGACUCGGAGGAGGUUUUGGCAGCGACCUCUCCACCCAAAAAAACUGAACUCUUGACUAAAAGAGAAGUUCAUUUUAUGUUGUGAGUCAAAGGAUUGCAAAGCUCAAACCAAGAAGUCUCUCUGAAUCAAAGUCGUCUGCUCUUUAGCUACUCUGAAAAGAAAAAGCAACACUAUAUAUACAUAUACAUAUAUAUAUAUAUACAGUAUCACGUGACGAUGUGCAAUGGCUCGUAUAAUUGUGAUAUUAAGUUGAAAAUGUAUCUCAUUAUUUAGUUUUUGUUGCUUUGAGUUUUUACAUAUAUUUGUUAUUUAUCUUUGGUUUAAUUUAUUCUUUAGAUUAUUUGUAACACUGUAUACGUUGUUAAGCACUUUAAAUGGGCAACAUUUCUGAAUUUGACCAUGCCGUCCUAUACCAAAUUCUUUUAUCAAAAUGUUUAAAAUAGAGUACAUUAUUAUGAGCACUUACUUCAACGGACGUUCAGGUUUGACAUCGAACAAUAAAAGAUUUUGAAGUGAUAAUAAUAAAAAAAAAAAAAAAAAGAAAACAGUCGAGCCAUUUAUAGAUAUCAUGUACAGUUUAGACUAUUUUAACAUAAAUUUGAUCCCAUAAUUCUCUCUGUUUCAGGGUCUAUCAUUACAUGCAUCUGUGAGUCACAACAGACAAAAACCAAAACCUUUUCCUAUCAUCUGAUGGUGUUUUUAUAAGAAGAAGACACUGUAUGAAGUUUGUGUAAUCUGCCAUUCACACAGCUGCAUUUCUUUUUCUCUCAUUUGUUGUUUCUGACACAAUCUACCCAGAAUUUUCCCAUUUCUGUAUGUACCCAUGUCAAUAUUAAUAAAAAUGUGAAAGCCA
Molecule: messenger RNA, 3487 nt
Organism: Sebastes umbrosus (honeycomb rockfish)
Lineage: Eukaryota; Metazoa; Chordata; Actinopteri; Perciformes; Sebastidae
Gene: skor1a
Product: SKI family transcriptional corepressor 1a
Exons: 8
Coding region: 228-2465 (745 amino acids)
Biological process (GO): negative regulation of BMP signaling pathway; negative regulation of transcription by RNA polymerase II
Cellular component (GO): nucleus; transcription regulator complex
Molecular function (GO): DNA-binding transcription factor activity, RNA polymerase II-specific; SMAD binding; RNA polymerase II cis-regulatory region sequence-specific DNA binding
Source: RefSeq, a predicted model, not a curated record